Molecule: messenger RNA, 1152 nt
Organism: Phialemonium atrogriseum
Lineage: Eukaryota; Fungi; Ascomycota; Sordariomycetes; Cephalothecales; Cephalothecaceae
Exons: 1
Coding region: 203-883 (226 amino acids)
Source: RefSeq, a predicted model, not a curated record
CACCAGCCUCCUCUGAUGAAGGAGUUUCGUCUGCCGCCUCACCAGCCAUCGAGAUUAUCAUGUCUUCAAGAGCAGCCAAAUAAGACAGUAGGUGCCGAUCUCUUAAGGUUUGUUCCCUCAUCUCCUCUCUCAAUUCUCCACCUGCAUUCCGUGACCUGUCUUGGUUCUUGGUUUCGAUCGGCGUCUCAAGCAGUUGUUUAAGAUGCGCUCCAAUAUUUCCGCUUCCAUUCUUCUCGCAUUCUCAGCCUUGUGGGCAUCAACUUCAUCGCUUCCAUUGGUUGAACAGCGGGCGCAGAAAGCAUCACCACUCGCACCACGAUACUCAGUUGUCCCAAUUAAUGGCGGCUCCGGUACAUCUGGCAGCAAGGGCUCUGGCACCGGCACCGGCACCGGCACCGGCAGUAACGGAGUCUCAGAUGACUCGCCAGUGACCGUGGUGAAGACGGUGGUGUCGACUCUUCCCCAACAGACGACCAUCGAAACAGUCAAAGUUUUUCCGACCGUGACCCAGCAUGUCACCAACACCGUGACUUCCAUCUCCACGGUCAACAUCAACCCCAAUCAAGAGACCAAAACGCAGAUCUCCGUCGUCUAUGUUACCCCAUCCUCCUCAUCAUCCCGAGCACCUACGACGAGCCAGUCCGGAACACUCACCGCCUCCACUUCGCGAAGUACAGUACUGUCGGCGUCCAGUCAGAGUACCACUCCCAUUGAGACAUACUCGGCUCAACCGUCCAUGAUCGAGUCUACUUUGCCGCCCUUCACGACCCCCAUACCGCUCUCGACUGCCUACAGCAGCACCAGGACGUACGACAAUGGCAUGUGGCACACGACAUACCCUUCUUGGAAUGGGACAUUUGCACGCCAUGUUGCUCGCGCAUAAAAGACAUCGCCGAUUGAUUAUUCGACCCUGAUUUUUCGCCAUCGAACUUGGCGCACAGCAAUAUACGAUCAUGAUUACAGGAAUCAUAAUAGACCACACGCGCUUCUGAAAAAUAUAAUUACCACUGAGAUAUAUUGGAGUCUCUGAUUUGAACUGAGUUCGGUCGACAAUGCAGACCAAGGGCUGGAAUGCGUCGUGUCGAUAUGGGUUUACCCGACAUGUACACUAGUCUCUCAUCUAUUUAAUAAAUUGCAGAUCUUGAACCUCCU